CGUAGAAACUAGCCUACCUCGGUGUUCCUCUCUCCCACGGUCGUAUCCGUAUCACCGCGUGCCGAGCUCGCUGGGCGGGGAGAUCAAGAGAAAGACGAUCGAUGAAGUGAGCAGCUCAUCCACCGAUCAGGCAGCUAUAUAGCUGUAGUUCGGAAGGAAGGAGGAUCUGUAUAUAUGGCGGAUGCAGGCGGCGCUGGUCGCAGCGGCGAGGAAGAAGACGGGGAGGAGGAGCGCGGAGGGGGAGCGGCCGCGGCGGAGGUGCAAGUGUACUGCGCGGUGGGGAAGGAGGCCGGGAAGGAAUGGAGGGCGAACCUGCGGUGGGUGCUGGCCAACUUCCCCCGGAGCCGCCACCGCCUCGUCCUCGCCCACGUCCACCGCCCGCCGCACCGCAUCAACAUGAUGGGGGCGUGGGUCCCAGUGAGCCAACUUGCGGAGCACGAGGUGGCCGCGUACAGCAAGCUGGAGGAGGAGAGGGCCACCAAAGCCCUCGACGUCCUCAUCGACAUCUGCGCAAGUCAACGGGUCCACGCGCGCAAGGUCAUCGUGUCCGGGGACGACGCCGCGAGGGGCUUGGUCCAGCUCGUCGACGACCAUGGCCUUGCCGAGCUCGUCAUGGGCGCCGCCGCUGACCGGGGAUACACCAGGAAGUUGCGGGCGCCGAAGUCUAAGAAGGCAGUGACAGUGCAGCGGAAGGCCAACCCCUCCUGCAGGAUCUGGUUCGUCUGCAAAGGAAACCUCAUCUGCACUAGGGAGGUCAGCGAGGGGCUGAACAGAGAAGAGCCAUCCACGGCUAGCACCAGUCCCAGAUCGGUCGCUUCCGACUACUCGAGAUCCAAGUCGUCGCCGCCACGCCUGACGCUCCACGGUGACGGUGACGGUGAGCUGUUGGGUAUGCACCACGACUCGCCCGAUCCGAUGAUGGCGGCGUCGCUCCCACGGACUCCGAGCAGGGACGACAGCGACAAUGCCAUGGAUUUCGGACAUGAGGGAGCUGCUGAAGGUGCGUCGUCGGCUGUCGUGCAGUCACUGCAAGAUGUGGAAGAAGACCCGCCGACGCCUUCGCACGAUGGUUCGGAGGAGGCUGGUGACAUGGAAGAUGCUUUGUACGAGAAGCUCAAAGACGCGAUUAUGGAGGCCGGGAGCCUCAGGCACGAGGCGUACGAAGAGACUCGACGGCGGCAGAAGGCCGACCGGGAUCUGGCCGAUGCGUCCAUGAUGACGAGGGACGCGGAGAGCUCCUACCAUGGCGAGGCGAGACGCCGGAAGGAGAUGGAGGAGAGUCUGGCGAGGGAGCGCGCGGCCAUGGAGCAGGAAACGCGGGAGCUCGACGCCAUUCUCGCGAAGAUACGGGAGGUUGAUGACCGGAGCGCCGAGCUCGAGCUCCAGAUCACCGACUCAGGGCGAGUGAUGAGCGAGCUCGAUGUCAGGAUGUCGGAGUCGUGCUCCGUACUCGACGCGCUCAGGCGGGAGCGCCGAGGAGAAGGGCCUGCGGCUGACGAAGAAUCCAUGCCUGCGGUGGACGAUGGUGAUCAAAGUGUGAGUUUCUUGCGGCUUGGUUUGUCGGAGCUGGAGGAGGCGACCGAUCGUUUCGACGAGUCUGCCGUGAUAGGAGGCGCCCGUGCCGGCAGCCGCGGCCGCGUGUACAGAGGGAGCCUCCGCGGCAUGAGCGUCGCCGUCAAGAUGAUCUGCCCCGACGUCGCCGUCGACGAGCCGCGGUUCGGUCGUGCAGUGGACGCCAUCGCUAGGGCGAGGCACCCAAACAUCGUCGCGCUCGUCGGCGCGUGCCCGGGGGCGCGCGCCGUGGUGCACGAGCUCGUGCCGGGCGGGAGCUUGGAGGACCGUCUUGGAGGAGAGGUGCCGCCACUGCCGUGGCACGCACGGUGCGGCAUCGCGUACCGAACCUGCUCCGCCCUGGCCUACCUCCACUCGACGGCAACAGUGCAUGGCGACGUCCGGCCAGCGAAUAUACUCCUGGAGGACGGGCGGUGCUCCUCCAGCAAGCUCGCCGGCCUCGGCAUGACUGGUCUGUUGGUGCCUCCACACCUCCCCAGCGGCGUGGCGCUGGCGUACGUGGAGCCGCGGUACCUGGUGACGGGGGACCUGACCCCGCAGUGCGACGUGCAUGCGCUGGGCGUGGUCCUCCUCCGCCUGGUCACGGGCAUUCCGGCGUUCGGGGCGAAGAAGGCGGCGCAGAAGGCCGCCGACGGGAGCACGCCCUGGCACGAGGUGGUGGACGCGAGUGCCGGAGGGUGGCCGAUGGAGCGCGCCACGGAGGUCGCGCUCCUCGGGCUGAAAUGCUGCGACGCGGUCGAAACCGGAGGACCACGCCGCCCGGCCGAGCUUCUGGAUGAGGCGCUGAGCGUGCUGGAGGCCGCGACGGACGCCACGCCUGGGAGGACGUGGUCGUCGCUCUCGGCGUCGACGGCGUCCCACAGCGGCGGCGCUCCGUCCUACUUCCUCUGCCCGAUACUCAAGGAGGUGAUGAGGGAUCCGCAGAUCGCCGGCGACGGGUUCACCUACGAGGCGGAGGCGAUGAAGGAGUGGCUCGGGAGCGGACACGACACGUCGCCGAUGACCAACCUCAAGCUUCCCACCGACGAGCUCAUGCCCAACCACGCACUCCGCGCCGCCAUACAAGAGUGGCGACACACGAGGCCUAGCACCUUCCAUCGGUACCAAUGAUAUAUGAGAAAUUCAGAUUGUUCCAACCAUGCAUGAUUAGCAUUUAGCAGGAAAGCUUCCCGGUGUGUAUUUUUGGAACCUGGUGUAGGCGCACCGAUUAACCAAACAACAAGUAAAGAAAAAGUAGAAAAAAAAUGUAAAACUCUGUAGGAACAAGCAUUGUCUAGUGUAUCACCCAUGUGUAAAGUUUCGUGACAAAAUGACAUCUUUGUAUUGUUGGCAAAAAGGGUAAAAUUGCAACUACAAACUGUAUGUAUGAAUAGUAAGCUUAAUAUAGUGUCGGUUUUGUUUUA
This is a messenger RNA of Triticum urartu, 2975 nucleotides long. Its product is annotated as U-box domain-containing protein 33. NCBI's taxonomy places the organism in Eukaryota, Viridiplantae, Streptophyta, Magnoliopsida, Poales, Poaceae. Gene Ontology annotation, molecular function: ATP binding; protein kinase activity; ubiquitin-protein transferase activity. The record is from RefSeq and is a predicted model, not a curated record. Gene Ontology annotation, biological process: protein ubiquitination; protein phosphorylation.